This is a messenger RNA of Mollisia scopiformis, 1345 nucleotides long. RefSeq names its product putative cell division control protein. The record is from RefSeq and is a predicted model, not a curated record. The annotation marks the transcript as partial. NCBI's taxonomy places the organism in Eukaryota, Fungi, Ascomycota, Leotiomycetes, Helotiales, Mollisiaceae. The transcript is spliced from 2 exons.
CAUGGAUUGUCUGCUCAUCCAAGCCAACGUAUUGGUCUUAGAAUGCGCAUGCUGAGAGUUUCAUCUUUUGCUUUUCCAACCCAGAUGCGAUGCCCCACGUCAUGCAUGGCAUGGCUCUCCUGUGCAGAGAAUCCGUCCGUCCUCAGGCGCGCUAUCCCCGAAGCGUGUGACCGCCUUCCAUAUCAGGCAGGCUCCUCGGCUCUCGAACCGUGGUUGCCAUGCCAAACUGCCAGCUCCAUCAGACGAAAGAGCGAGCAACAACAACUGAGACUCCUUUCCCGGCUGAACGCACAACACGCAAACUUUCCUUCCUUCCAUUAAGCCUUUUCACUUCGCAUUUCUGUAUUAACAAACAAACAACAAAAAGUCGGCGUCUGCAUUCUCUAUUCAAGCGAUACCCCAUUCUCAUUCCUUACCAUUGCCAAAAUUUCGAAAACUACAUAAACAAAACACUACAAUCAUGGAAGCACUUCUCUCACUCUCCUUCGACAACCUCUCCUCCUACGACCAAGCCAAGAUCCGCAAGGGUCUCCGACAAGUCGAAGGUCUCCUCGCGCAGAUCUGCCUCUCGUCCUCCAGCAGUACGCCCAAGACUGCCGCAGAGAAGCGCCGUUCGGUCAUCGAUCCGGGAAAGGAACCACCGCCACGGAAAGCGCUGGCGGAACUUGUCAACGAUCCUGCGUUUAGGGAGUUCUUCAAGCUGCAGGAUGGGUUUGAGUGGAAUGUUGCGAUGAGAUUGGUCAAUUGCUUGGAUAGGUUGUUGGGGAAGUCGCAUGAUGGGCAGAAUGAUUUGUUGAUUAUCCAGACGUUGGAUUUGAUUCAGGGGACGCUGUUACUUCAUCCUCCGUCUCGGACUCUAUUCUCGAGAGAACUGUACAUGAAUCACCUCCUCGAUCUCCUCGAACCGAUCAAUUGUCCAGCCAUCCAAUCCGCAACCAUCAUAACCCUCGUCUGCUGUCUCAUCGAGACCCCGCAAAACACUCGAACGUUCGAGAAUCUUGACGGACUCCUAACAAUCACCUCACUCUUCAAGUCCCGCGAAACUAGCCGAGAUGUAAAGCUCAAGCUGAUCGAGUUCCUCUACUUCUACCUGAUGCCCGAGACACCAUCGAUUCCAUCAGCAAACAACACCGCAUCUGUUCCUGCAAUGCUACAGCGCAGUCCGAGCAAGCUUGCUGGUGCUUUCAAUCGCACAGAGUCGGGCGCUGGUAGGAAACGUGCGGAUAGCGAGAGUGAGAUCACCAGAUGUACCGACGAGAAGAAGCAGCUUUUGAGCAGAUAUCUGGGCAAUGUCGAUGACCUGGUUGCAGAUCUGAGAGAGAGUACACCAUUUGGAGGAGCUCUG